CAGUAAAACCAUCAGUUUGUCUUCGCAUUCGUCCUACAACUAAACCCUAGUCGCCAAGUUCCUCUUUUUUUCGCUCUCCGCCGCACCUCUUGAAGUUCAUCUUCAUUUCCAUUUUCGCCGCGGAGAAUUUGACGAGCUAAGUUUUCUUCUGAUCAAAUCAUUCACAGCUGCGGACGCACAACUCAACUGACCUCUCCAUUCAGGAGGAAAUGUUGGUCGAGAAUGAGACUGGUGUAGCUGAGCAGAAGGAAAUGUUGGGUGGACCCAAGUCGCCAUGGAAGACGCCUGUGGCGUCUGUCAAUGCGAAACCCGCUGAUACUUCUGUCUUGGGUCCGGAGUCAUGGCCAGCGCUUUCUGAUUCUCAGAAGAUGAAGAAUGCAGAAUCUGCUGGUGCUGAUAUAAAAGAAUCUUCUGAAGUUAACGAAGCUGAUUUGGCUCAUCUAUCCUCUGCCUCUCAAGCUCAGAGGACUGGUGAGCAGCACAAAAUGCACAGGAAUGGAAAUCCAAACUCUUCAAAUAAACAAGGUCCAUUACGCUAUCAGAAAACAGGUUCCAGACAGAAUCCCAAUGGCGCACCUCAAUUCCCUGUGCAAGUUCCUUAUUCACAGCAGUUGGCUCCUGGUUUCCAUGGUAUGAUGGUACCUUUGCCAUCCAUUCCAGUCCCUAGAUAUCCAUACCAGCCAUACUCUACUCCCUUUCCAAGCAUGGAGAACAACAACCUAGUAAAAUCAGGGACCGAGAAAAGUACUCAAAGUUUUACUCCCUCAAUCAAGGGAGGACCAGAUGCAAGCAGAAACCUGCCAGCUACACCUUUAGAUGAACAAAAUGCUUAUGCUACUAACUUUUCAAAUAGAAGACCUAACAUGCCAGAAUCUGCUGGCUAUUUCAAUCCUGCAUGGAAUGGUCACCGAGCAUUUGGUCCUAGAGAAAACAUGAUCAUGCAGCAAAGUAAUGGUUCAAGGCCUUUCAUAAGGCCUCCAAUUCUCGCUCCUGUACCUGGUUUCAUUGGUGGAACAAAUUAUCCUGGUCCUAUUCCUGGAUCCAUUUAUUAUUUUCCUGCUGGACAUCCGGGCUUCAUUAGGGUUCCUUAUACCCAACAGUUUGUUCCACCUCCUCCAAGCCCUGUCACUUAUAUGAUACCCACUGAGACUUCACCUAUGAAAGCCAAAAUAGUAAAACAAAUUGAAUAUUAUUUUAGUGAUGAGAAUUUGCAGAAUGAUCAUUACUUACUCUCGUUGAUGGAUGACCAAGGUUGGGUUGCGUUAAGUAUUAUUGCUGACUUUAAGAGGGUCAAGAACAUGAGCACAGACAUACAUUUCAUACUUGAUGCUCUUUUGAGUUCUGAUGUUAUUGAAGUGAAGGAGGAUAAAAUUCGAAGACGCGAUGAGUGGUCAAAGUGGGUUUCAUUUUUCAAACAACGAGUAGUGUCUUCAACUAUUGAGAAGUCCCAGGAACAGAGCAUAGAGAAGACCACCACUUUGAAGAACGAAUUACAUGAAAGAGCUGAUGAUAAGAAAACUAGUCUUGGAGGAUUUCAGGAACACACAUCAUUGGAUAAUGAUACUCUAUUAUCUCAUACAAAUUCAGAACUAAACAAGGAAAAGCCUCUGAAUAAUAGUGCCAUGCUGUCCUUUGGCAGGAUGGCCCAUGAUCCAAACAAGGGAUUGCGUUCAGAAUCCAAUUUUAAAUGUACUGGCCUCAGGAAUAUUGACAGAACAGACUAUUCUUCAGAAGUCAAUCCUGCUAAUUUCAUUGGAGGAGGAGAUAUUGAAAAUGACACUAUGGAAGUGCCAUCAGAGCAUCUGGAUAGCUUAGCUAAUGAUCUUGGAAGCACAUUCAUGCUUGAUGAAGAACUAGAAGUUGAGUGGAAAGCAAGGAAGGAACCUUUAUCUCCAUCAAGAAGAAAUAUUACUCGCAAAGUUGAUGAUGAAGAUGAUGAGAUGGUUGUUGAUGAUCAGGCUGUAGAGCGACUUGUAAUUGUCACCCAGAAUAAUGAAACAAACAGAGAAUCUGGCAAUCAGGGACAAGAAUUGAAGUCAAUUUCCAAUGAGCUUGCUUCUGCUAUUAACGAUGGCCUUUACUUUUAUGAACAGGAACUCAAAUCUAAGAGAUACCGCAGAAAAGGUAACUCAAAUUUGGAUAGUAGAAAUGCUAACCCAAAAGCUUCCACCAAUAAUCAGCCAAUGUACUCUGCAAAACCUGGUGACCAUCCUACUGGAAGCAGUAUUGAAGGGCCAGUAAACGCUAAUUCCAGAAGGAAGCAAAAUAAAAGCUUUUCCAAGCAACAAUUUACCCAAAAGCAACGUUUGUUUAUUAGUGGCUCCAAAAAUCAUGGAACUUCCCUGAACUCACAUGGCAUUGUGUCAGAGAGUCCGCCUAGUUCGUCUGUUGGGUUUUUCUUUGGUUCUACUCCCCCUGAUAUUCAUAGCCUUAGGUCUUCAAGGCUGAGUGCUUCUCCACAUGGAAAUAUUUCAGGCCGAAGUCCACCUGUGGGUUCCCUGCCCAAGUCAUUUCCACCCUUCCAGCAUUCAAGUCAUAAGCUUUUAGAAGAAAAUGGUUUCAAACAGCAAAAGUACCUGAAGUAUCAUAAGCGUUGUUUAAGUGACAGAAAGAAGUCGGGAAUUGGUUGCAGUGAGGAAAUGAACACAUUAUACAGAUUUUGGUCUUAUUUCCUUAGAGAUAACUUUGAACGUUCUAUGUAUGACGAAUUUCGGAAACUAGCACUAGAAGAUGCUGCUGCUAAUUACAAUUAUGGACUUGAAUGCAUUUUCAGGUUUUAUAGUUAUGGCUUGGAGAAAGAAUUCAGAGAGGACAUUUAUGAGGACUUUGAGCAACUUACACUGGAUUCCUUCGCCAAAGGAAAUCUUUAUGGCCUUGAAAAGUAUUGGGCAUUCCACCAUUACCGUGAGAGGCGAGACCAGAAGCCAUAUCUGAAGAAACAGCCAGAGCUGGAAAAAUUGCUGAAGGAAGAGUUUCGUAGCCUUGAUGAUUUUCAACGAGCCAAAGAAAAGACCGAAAAAAUCAAGGAUGAGCAUUAGCCAACUGGAAAGAGGUGGUUUCUAGAUACAUCUUUUAAGUGGGGAAAAUUAGAGUUGGCGGCCUAAUACUGUUGUUUUUUGUGUUGCCAGUUUUGUAUAGUUUUAUGGCUGGGUGCCUUAAAAUAGAGAGCUCUGCAUAUGGCUGGGUGCCUUAAAAUAGAGAGCUCUGCAUAUGGCUGGGUGCUUGAUUUUUUUGCUUGUGUACAUAGUGGGAAUUUUGAUGAAAAAUGCACCCCAAUCCCCUCCUCCCUCCACAAAAAUAAAAAAAAAGAAGAAAAAAAAAAAAACCAAAAAAAUGGAACAUUUGUAAUACUGGAAGUUGUCUUUAGUUUGAACUAAGAGAUGUUGAAUUGA
Impatiens glandulifera is the source of this 3392-nucleotide messenger RNA. Its product is annotated as la-related protein 1A. The transcript is spliced from 15 exons. Gene Ontology annotation, biological process: mRNA stabilization. The coding region runs from base 210 to 3038 and encodes 942 amino acids. Gene Ontology annotation, molecular function: RNA cap binding. NCBI's taxonomy places the organism in Eukaryota, Viridiplantae, Streptophyta, Magnoliopsida, Ericales, Balsaminaceae. The record is from RefSeq and is a predicted model, not a curated record.